Molecule: messenger RNA, 720 nt
Organism: Sinocyclocheilus grahami
Lineage: Eukaryota; Metazoa; Chordata; Actinopteri; Cypriniformes; Cyprinidae
Product: collagen alpha-1(XVIII) chain-like
Exons: 7
Coding region: 1-720 (239 amino acids)
Source: RefSeq, a predicted model, not a curated record
AUGGCAGCUCAAGAUUUCCCUAUGCUAUCAAAGGGGACAAGGGUGAAAGAGGAGGACCUGGCAUCCCUGGCUUGCCAGCUUGGAGAAUGUACUCCAUUCCCCAAGUGUCUGGAUAACCAGAUGGAAGCAGUGGAACCUCGGCAAGUGGUUCAGUACUCUCAGGAUUACCCCACAACCUCUCCCCAACAAGCCCAGUACCCGCUGCACCUGAUUGCUCUCAACUCACCCCAGCGUGGCGACAUGCAGGGUAUCAGAGGUAUAGAUCACAAGUGCUUGUUACAGGCUCAAGCCAUUGGGCUCAAAGGAACAUUCAGGGCUUUCCUGUCAUCCCGGUUACAGGAUCUAUACAGCAUUGUUCGACAGAAUGACAGGGAACUGUUACCCAUAGUCAAUCUUCAAGAUGAGGAAUUAUUCAGCAACUGGGAAUCCAUCUUUAGUGGCUCAGGGGGCAAGAUGAAUGAUAAUGUGCACAUCUAUUCAUUUGAUUGUCGAGAUGUUCUUGAUGAUGAUGCCUGGCCAGAGAAGAUGGUAUGGCAUGGAUCAAGCACUCGUGGAAGCAGGCAGACAGACGGCUACUGUGAAACAUGGCGAACAGGUAGUCAUGUCGUCACUGGCAUGGCUUCCUCACUCCAAGAAGGCUACCUAAUUCAGCAGUUGCCACGUGGCUGUACCAGCGCUUUUAUUGUACUGUGCAUUGAGAACAGCUAUAUUGCAGAGUGA